Messenger RNA from Phytophthora nicotianae INRA-310, 225 nucleotides. RefSeq lists its product as hypothetical. NCBI's taxonomy places the organism in Eukaryota, Oomycota, Peronosporomycetes, Peronosporales, Peronosporaceae. Bases 1 to 225 code for a protein of 74 amino acids. The transcript is spliced from 2 exons. The record is from RefSeq and is a predicted model, not a curated record.
AUGAUGGAGAAGACUGGAGGCUUCUUCUACUUCCGCUUGAGUUUGAGCUAUGCGGCAAAGCGUAUUGGGUGGGAGGAGAUCGCUCAUGAGUUGCGUGUAUACGGCCGAAUGAUAGAAGAUCUAAAGGCUAGGCUACUUGCACUCAAGCGAACCUACAGUCGAGAGCUCGCACGUUUUCCACCUUCUCUACUACCGUCCAAGAAACAGUGUAUCAGUCCAAGCUGA